AGUUUGUUGAAGAUUGUGUAGUUAAUACCAUGAAGCUACAAGUCAUUUUAUUAUUUAUAAUAUCUGCUGUAUCAAAUGCUCUUGUCGUCCGUUUAGUACACGAACGGGGUUUGUUAAUAAAUGCCCACGGACUUGGAGGUGUUAAAAUGGAUCCGAUACACACUGAAAUGUUGGGUUUACCUAGUCACAUUAACUUUAAUGCCGAAGCAGAAGGACGUGGACGCACUUACAUUGGUCAAGCAGCUUUGAAUUAUCCUUAAUUCAUGUGAUAAAUAAAGUAGAAAUUUG
This is a messenger RNA of Phyllotreta striolata, 288 nucleotides long. NCBI's taxonomy places the organism in Eukaryota, Metazoa, Arthropoda, Insecta, Coleoptera, Chrysomelidae. The record is from the annotation of a GenBank genome assembly.